UUUAGCAUUCAAUCUCACGAUGGCGAGCACCGCUUUGUUAUCAAUUGUGCUUUUUCUCACACUGGCUGCUUUUUCUGGCGGCGCAAUUUCAGCCAAGGACGGCCGAUUUUGCGACGAUGUCACGGUGGUGCAGUCGCACGACGCCGAACUUAGGACGGACGGCAGUUUGCAAACGACUAAUGGAACGAUUUACCCAAAGAGAACGUUUUGGAGGGAAGACCGGCUUUGGCACGUUUGCCCAUGUCUCAUUGGCCUCUGCAUCCGCUACUGUCCAAAUAGUCUCAUAAAAAAGAAGAACCACACUCUUGUGCCUGACGACGAAAGAUUUCUUGUUUGGGAUGGAGACACGCAGUUUUGGGUUUCACCGGAAAGAAAAUUCAGAAUCAUCAAAAAUUGCAAAUGUGACCGUCCCAGAUUAAACAUCGACCAAAAAUAUCGAAUCCUGACGGACGGAACCGCUUAUUUGACCGAAGUGAAGAAAAAUAUUUCGCCUACAGAUUACUGCAUCAUACGCACCCAAAACGAGCAAAUCAUGUACCACUGUUUGGAACAAGACAUCACGAGAUUUGAAGUGCUGUACGUUUUCUAUUGCAUUAGCGCCGUGUCUUUGCUGCUCACCCUAGUCCUGCUUUUGCUCUCCAAAUUUCGGACCACGCCGCACGGUCUGUCAUUGAUUUGCCUGGUCAUCAGCUUGUUCAUCGUGUUUCUCAGCAAAAUUGUCAUCGGCACGGAAGACGUCGAUCAACGCUGGCAUUGGUGCACCAUCAGUGGCUACGUCAUUUAUUACUUUACAAUGACCACGUUUUUCUGGCUGAACAUUUUAUGCAUUGAGGUUCAUGCAAUCAUCAAAAGUUGUCUAUCUGAUGGCACCCAAAGCAAAUUCUUGCAAUACUCGAUCUUCGCUUGGGGCGCCCCUUUCAUAAUUUUGAUCGUUGGCCUUUGCCUUGAUCUGUUGGUAACGAGCAACGACACUCUCCACCCAGGAAUUGGAGCCUACACUUGCUGGUUCCAGGGAAAAUUGACCGAAUUGAUUUUCCUACAAGCGUCCGUGUGCACCAUUCUGCUGAUCAACGCGAUAAUUUUCGCCUCGGCCGUGCGAUUGCUUUUAGCGCUGAAAGCGAAAAGGUCCGAAAUCGCUCUGAGGCGCGGAAAGGAAGAGUCGGUUUCGUGGUCGCAGCUCGAGUCGGGCUGUGUCGGCGUCACGGCCGGCCUGUGCCUCUUUUUGGGUUUUGUUUUUCUGACCCACAUUUUGGUUUCGUGGGUGACGGACAGACGCUCAUUUGUCAGGUUGAUCUCUGACUCGACCGGCGCCCUUCAAGGCGUGUUUGUUUUCAUUCUGUGCCUCGUUUUCACACAACUGCUGGAUAAACUUUGCAAACGGGAAACGAACGAGAAAAUGGUCCGAGUUACGUGCGAACCGGCACCGGUGGCUCGGUCCAGCGUCAUUAGAACAUCUAUGAUGCAGGUGGCCCUGCCGUAAAAUGACAUACAUGUAUGAAAAUAUUAAAUUAUUUUAUGCUAUUUUUCCGUAUUUUUUUUAUGUAUAAAAAAUAAUAAUAUAUUAAAAUAAAUUUAAAUGUAUAAUGAAAAAAAUUGACUUAAAUUGAAAAAUUAAAAACAUUAUUCAUCGAAUGGAUACUUAGGACAACCAUCUUCAUAUAAUUAU
This is a messenger RNA of Neocloeon triangulifer, 1666 nucleotides long. RefSeq names its product G-protein coupled receptor Mth2-like. The record is from RefSeq and is a predicted model, not a curated record. NCBI's taxonomy places the organism in Eukaryota, Metazoa, Arthropoda, Insecta, Ephemeroptera, Baetidae. The transcript has 6 exons. Gene Ontology annotation, cellular component: membrane. Bases 20 to 1480 code for a protein of 486 amino acids. Gene Ontology annotation, biological process: G protein-coupled receptor signaling pathway; cell surface receptor signaling pathway. Gene Ontology annotation, molecular function: G protein-coupled receptor activity.